This is a messenger RNA of Oncorhynchus keta (chum salmon), 6416 nucleotides long. Its product is annotated as leucine-rich repeat-containing protein 3B-like. The transcript is spliced from 3 exons. The record is from RefSeq and is a predicted model, not a curated record. Bases 380 to 1201 code for a protein of 273 amino acids. Lineage: Eukaryota; Metazoa; Chordata; Actinopteri; Salmoniformes; Salmonidae. Gene Ontology annotation, molecular function: protein binding.
GAGCCCAGUCACAUUCCUUUCAUGUUCAAUACUGAGCAGCAACAAGCAAUUGCAACAAUGUGAAUUUCAACUUAGGAUAUUCGAACAUCUUUGACGAGGAUAGGCAAAAAUUACAGAAGGGAGAUUGGGUUGGAACGAUCCGUAUGGAAUUGUCAACGUAUGGAAUUGAGAGGGGUUGUUGUUAUUGCAGCAUGAGUUCAACUGGUGGCAGGUCCUGCUAGACCUGAACAGACCGUGAGUGUGUUGGUGGAGGCUCAUCAGUCUCCAGUAUGGAGUGUUUGGUAUGAGCCGUGGCCGGUCUGUUAGUCCUUGGGCCGGUCCAGUGGUGAGGUGUCCCUGUCCCUUGGCGGGAUGCUGAGGGCAGGUGGUCCCCACCAGUAUGACUCCCCUGGACCUGUGGCUGUCCCGCUCCAUCCCCAUGUGCCUGCUCCUCCAGAGCCUGGUCCUCAUGGCCCUGUGCUUCCCCUCCGCCUCCAUGUGUCCCAAGGGCUGCGUCUGCCAGCGGGCCCGACCCGACCCGGGCCUCCACCUCGGCCCGGGGCCCCUGGGGCUCUUCCUUGGCCUCAAUGUCACCUGUACCGGGUCCCGGCUCAAAGAGAUCCCCCCGGACCUGCCUCCAGACACCGCCGUGCUCCGCCUCGACCACAACCAGAUCAUGGCCGUUCCCGACCAUGCCUUCCGGGGCCUGAGGCUGCUGCGGGAGCUCAACCUGUCCCACAACGCUGUGGAGACGCUGGAGGAGGGUGCCUUCAGUGGCGUGGAGGCCACACUGCAGGUCCUCGACCUCUCACACAACCGCAUCACUAGCGUGCACAAGGAUGCAUUCGCCCGGCUCAAAGCGCGGGUCCUGGUGGAUGACAACCCCUGGCACUGUGACUGCACCCUGCAGCAGGCACUGGGCGGCAUGGCCCACAACCACGAGGCGGCUGCACGCGUCCUCUGCCGGAGCUCCGAGCUCCAGGAGCAGGAGGGACGCCAUUUCCUGGCGGUGGACACAGACCUGUGUAACCUGGCCAAGAGGACCACGGACUACGCAAUGCUGGUGACGAUGUUCGGCUGGUUCGCCAUGGUCAUCUCCUACGUGGUGUAUUACGUACGGCAGAACCAGGAGGAUGCCCGGCGACACUUGGAGUACCUUAAGUCGCUGCCCAGCAAGCCUGUGAAGCCCAACGAGGUGGAGGACAUCAGUACUGUGGUGUAGCAGGACAUCAUCACUACUAGACACUAUAGGACAUCAGUACUACAGUGUGACAUCCCUGUAGUGAGAACUGACAUCACUAUAGUGAGAACUGACUGUAUACAAUAUAAUUAGAUUGCCUAAUUAGUUCUAGAAUUAGAAUGACUAAUUGAUUCUAAUUCUAUGCAUGAACAGCAGAAGUUCAGAACUAAACCCGGAGAUAAAGGACCCAUAUUUCAAAAUGGAUGUAACGUCUUCUGUUGUGAAAAUGUUUUUUUUGAUGUACUCAAAAGAAAUCAUGAUAGAUUAAACCUGGAUCCUUGCAUUUGAAGCUUCACACCCAAUAUGUGUUAAUUACAAAAGUAAACACUGAGAAAGCCCAAUUUUUAAAGAGGAGAAAUGCUUAAACGUUAGUGUUUGUCUGUAGACGUCAAUCUAAAGACAAGCAUUUUGGAAUGCACAUGUGCAUAGACAACAGCAGUUAGUUCAGAUCACAUUAACAGAAGGGUAAAGUCUAUGGGGGUACCACAGAUGGCUUCAUUGAGAUCUGUUCUGAGAUUGUUUUGAAAAUCUGAAUCUCAGGUUUACAUUUUGAUAGGUUGAUAAGUAUUUUUUUAGAGCAAAAUCUGGAGAAAUGGUUUUUGGACAACAUUUUUGUAAGGUAAUGAUAACAGCCCUUUGAUCUAGAGGGUGUUCUCUGUGCUUGUGCAUCCAACUGCAUACUUUGUUUAAUUUAAUUUGAAUAAAUAACAGGACCCAAACAUCAAUCAUGAAACUUACCUUUACUUUCCAAAUGUGAAAUAAUUAGAAUCAAUGAUUUGUUAAAAUGAUCAUGACAUCACCAAUGUUGAAAAACGACUGAUGUGCUGUAAAAAUACUAAACAUUUCUUCUUUCAUUUUGUCAAGUCCCUGUACUGUAUGUUCUUGUUGUCUUGAAAUGACAAAGUUGAUUCAUUGCAUCUUAGUAGAUUUGUGAUGGUCAGAUAACGUAGCACAAUGGUUUGGGGUAGAUAUCAAAUCAAAUGACUCCCAAAAAAUUCGGUAGAUUCAAGUGAUUCGUAUGUGUGUCAUGUGAUUUACCAGUACCCUAGUAGUGUCCAAGUGCUCAAGUCCUGAGAACCAACAAGCGUUUUGUGUUACAUGUUAACACAACACAUACACAACAACACCCAAAAACAAUACUGUGCAUUUGGCUUUUCCACAAAACUCAUUUGCUAAGAUUUCUAAUGACUCAGUCUAUGCUUCCUGAAAUAGAAUACAUAUUCAUAUUCAUAGAAAUGUGUUUCACACAUAGAUUCCUUUCUCAGCCAAAGUGGAGAAAUACUCAGUGUCCCAAAUGGGACCCUAUUCCCUACAUAUAGCCCUAUGGGCCCUGGUGGAAAGUAAUGCACUAUGUAGAGAAUAGGGUGCAAUUUGGGACACACCCACAGCGUCACAAACCUGUCGAUGGGAAGACUGUAAUAAUUUCAACACAAACAUCCCCUUUCUGUUCAGCCCCCAUGCUGCGUUCAGAAUGCAGAUAGAUGCAUGCAUCAUUUACCUUGCCUUUAAUAACACUGUGUGUAGAGUUCUAUCCCCAGCAAUGUGAGAAGAGAAAAUUACAGCUGUCAUUCGUUUAAAUGGCUUUCACUUGCAUCACAGUGACAUGGGUUCACUAAAACAUCCCAUAGAGAGAAAGAUGGAGAGAGAGGGGAGGGGAGGGCAGGGCAGGGCAGAGAGGGAUAGAAAGUGAGAGAGAAAGUGAGAGAGAGAAGGAGAGAGGAUAGGUAAGUGGGCGAAGGAGCGAUAUGGGCAGGAGAGUGAGAGAAUGAAAAAAGUAAAAGCUUCUAUCCAUAUUCAAUGUGGUUAAAAAAUGAUGUAUUAUGUACAAGGAAUGUUACACAGUUUAGAUUCCCCCCCAGUGCUGCAAGGUGGCCAGGUCAUUUGGAAGGAUUUGAUGAUAUGAUGAGCACAGGUUGUUACAACAGGUAGUAGUUACAACAGGUAGUAGUUACGAUAGGUAGUAGUAACAACAGGUUGUUACAACAGGUUGUAGUUACAACAGGUUGUUACAACAGGUAGUAGUUACAACAGGUUGUUACAAGAGGUUGUAGUUACAACAGGUUGUCGUUACAACAGGUAGUAGUUACAACAAGUUGUUACAACAGGUAAUAGUUACAACAGGUUCUUACAACAGGUUGUAGUUACAGCAGGUUGUAGUUACAACAGGUUGUUACAACAGGUUGUUACAACAGGUUGUUACAACAGGUAGUAGUAGCAACAGGUAGUAGUUACAACAAGUUGUUACAACAGGUCGUUACAACAGGUAGUAGUAGCAACAGGUAGUAGUUACAACAGGUUGUUACAACAGGUAGUAGUAACAACAGGUAGUAGUUACAACAGGUUGUUACAACAGGUUGUAGUUACAGCAGGUUGUUGCAACAGGUAGUAGUAGCAACAGGUAGUUGUUACAACAGGUAGUAGUAGCAACAGGUAGUAGUUACAACAGGUUGUUACAACAGGUUGUAGUUACAACAGGUUGUAGUUACAGCAGGUUGUAGUUACAACAGGUUGUAGUUACAACAAGUCGUUACAACAGGUAGUAGUUACAACAGGUUGUUACAAUAGGUAGUAUUUACAACAGGUUGUAGUUACAACAGGUAGUAGUUACAACAAGUAGUUAUAACAGGUAAUAGUUACAACAGGUUGUUACAACAGGUACUAGUUACAACAGAUUCUUACAACAGGUUGUAGUUACAGCAGGUUGUAGUUACAACAGAUUGUUACAACAGGUAGUAGUAGCAACAGGUAGUAAUUACAACAAGUUGUUACAACAGGUUGUAGUUACAGCAGGUUGUAGUUACAACAAGUCGUUACAACAGGUAGUAGUAACAACAGGUAGUAGUUACAACAGGUUGUAGUUACAACAGGUUGUUACAACAGGUAGUAGUAGCAACAGGUAGUAGUUACAACAGGUUGUUACAACAGGUCGUUACAACAGGUAGUAGUAGCAACAGGUAGUAGUUACAACAGGUUGUUACAACAGGUAGUAGUAACAACAGGUAGCAGUUACAACAGGUUGUUACAACAGGUAGUUACAACAGGUUGUUACAACAGGUUGUAGUUACAGCAGGUUGUUACAACAGGUAGUAGUAGCAACAGGUAGUAGUUACAACAGGUUGUUACAACAGGUUGUAGUUACAGCAGGUUGUAGUUACAACAGGUUGUAGUUACAACAGGUUGUAGUUACAACAAGUCAUUACAACAGGUAGUAGUUACAACAGGUUGUAGUUACAGCAGGUUGUAGUUACAACAAGUCGUUACAACAGGUAGUAGUUACAACAGGUUGUUACAACAGGUUGUAGUUACAGCAGGUUGUAGUUACAACAGGUUGUUACAACAGGUUGUAGUUACAACAGGUUGUAGUUACAACAGGUUGUAGUUACAACAGGUUGUUACAACAGGUAGUAGUAACAACAGGUAGUAGUUACAACAGGUUGUUACAACAGGUAGUAGUAGCAACAGGUAGUAGUUACAACAGGUUGUUACAACAGGUCGUUACAACAGAUAGUAGUUACAACAGGUUGUAGUUACAACAGAUUGUUACAACAGGUAGUAGUAACAACAGGUAGUAGUUACAACAGGUUGUUACAACAGGUUGUAGUUACAACAGGUUGUAGUUACAGCAGGUUGUAGUUACAACAGGUAGUAGUUACAACAGGUUGUUACAAUAGGUAGUAGUUACAACAGGUUGUUACAAUAGGUAGUAGUUACAACAGGUUGUUACAACAGGUAGUAGUAACAACAGGUAGUAGUUACAACAGGUUGUAGUUACAACAGGUUGUAGUUACAACAGGUUGUAGUUACAGCAGGUUGUAGUUACAACAAGUCGUUAAAACAGGGUGUAGUUACAGUAGGUUGUAGUUACAACAGGUUGUCGUUACAGCAGGUUGUAGUUACAACAAGUCGUUACAACAGGUUGUAGUUACAGCAGGUUGUAGUUACAACAAGUCGUUAAAACAGGGUGUAGUUACAGUAGGUUGUAGUUACAACAGGUUGUCGUUACAGUAGGUUGUAGUUAUAGCAGGUUGUAAUUACAACAAGUCGUUAAAACAGGGUGUAGUUACAGUAGGUUGUAGUUACAACAGGUUGUAGUUACAACAGGUUGUAGUUACAACAAGUCGUUACAACAGGUUGUAGUUACAACAGCUUGUAGUUACAACAAGUCGUUACAACAGGUAGUAGUUACAACAGGUUGUAGUUACAGUAGGUUGUAGUUACAACAGGUUGUAGUUACAGUAGGUUGUAGUUAUAGCAGGUUGUAGUUAGAACAAGUCGUUAAAACAGGGUGUAGUUAAAGCAGGUUGUAGGUACAACAAGUAGUAGUUACAACAGGUUGUAGUUACAGUAGGUUGUAGUUACAGCAGGUUGUAGUUACAACAAGUCGUUAAAACAGGUUGUAGUUACAGCAGGUUGUAGUUACAACAGGUUGUAGUUACAACAGGUUGAUAGACAAGUAGGCCUAGUCACAACACACAUUCAUCAAACUAAAUGUAAAUAGGUACAUUGUUGUUGUGUGUGAGAAGGAAUUUGAAAUCCAUUUAAUAAAUUGUUGUAUUUUAAUGUUGUGCUACUGUACAGCCUUUUGCACUGUCUUGUCCUGCAGAGCAGAGGCCAUGAGUUCAUGUCUCAUGUAUUUGUAAUGGGUUUCGGAGAGGAGACUUCAAUGCAUGUACCCAUACCGCAAAUUAAAAAAGCACAGUGUAGCCAAGCUAAGGACUCUGGAAGAAUAUUUAAUUAAGUGCCUGAAAAACUUCUCUCAUAUUUUCUGUUUCUCAUUUUAACCAAAUAAUUUCACAUUCAGAGUUGUUUUCUGGACAUGAAUGAAAAAAGCACUGCGUUUCACAGUCAAAGGUUUCUGUGUUUUGGAUUCCUUUCAUGUCCAGCAUAGUGUAUACCGAACCAACACAAAGGAGACAUGAACUCUGUAUGGGUUGUCUUUGAAAGAGCUGAUCGAAAUGAAAUGGACGUUGAUAUCCUAGUUUCCCGCCAUCUAAAUAAAGAAGCAAAAACGUGAAAGUAGCAUAAAACAGAGAGAAUGUGGUUAUUGUCUUCUCUGCCUGUUCAUUUUCUUUUUCGAGACGGACAAAACAUUGUCUGAUGCUUUGUGAUAAAACUGAAGACCCAGCACUGAUACAACCAUCCACACGUUGUAAAGGCAUGUCAUAAAAGGAAAUAAAGGAAAUAUGGACACUCGUGA